Molecule: messenger RNA, 3436 nt
Organism: Arabidopsis thaliana (thale cress)
Lineage: Eukaryota; Viridiplantae; Streptophyta; Magnoliopsida; Brassicales; Brassicaceae
Product: structural maintenance of chromosomes protein
Exons: 18
Coding region: 184-2223 (679 amino acids)
Source: RefSeq, marked reviewed
GCUACAUUUCAGAAAAGAAAUAAUAUAUUAGUCGCCUGCAAAUCGUCAAACUUAAACCGAGUAAAAAAAAACUUUGAUGGACGGUGGCCGAGUUCUCUCAUUUCAGUAAUUAGUCGUCUCUAAAAUUGGUUUUCGUUCCCCGAGGAGGUUUCUUCCCUAGUAGACCAUAAGAUCGCUGAGAAUAUGUCGUGGCUGCGAACGGCCGUGAAUAAGGCUGUGGAGGUCGGAAACCGCAAAAACAUCACACGAACCGUCAAAAACUAUGCCGACUCCGUCGUCCAGCACGCUGGCCAAGCCGUCGCUGAAGGAGCCAAAUUGUUCCAAGACCGCAUUGGUGUUGGGGCUUAUAAGAGUGUUCAUCAGACAAUUCAGAGAUUGGAAGAAGCUGCAGUCUCAUAUAGAGGUCAAGAAAGGGCAUUGCUGAUUACUAGAUGGCUAAGUGUGCUUAAGGAGAUUGAUAGAGCUACUGACAGUUCUCUAAAGGAUAAACAAUUGAGUUCAGAGGAACAACUUGCUUCUGAUGAAGCAAAGAAACGUGAAUGGGUUUUGUAUUACGAUCCAGAUAUAGGCGGUGAGCCACUUAACUUCCGUGAUGUUUUUCUGCAAAGUCAAGCUCUGGAGGGGAUCGUUCUGUCCAUGAUUAUUGAACCACCACAUGACGAAGAAAUCACGCUACUCCUGGAGAUGUUUGGCCUUUGUUUGAAUGGAGGAAAGGAAGUUCAUGAUGCCAUAGUUAGCAGUAUGCAGGAUCUUGCUACAGUCUUUUCAAGUUACAAGGAUGAAGUUUUGGUUAAGCAGGACGAAUUGCUUCAGUUUGCCCAAAAUGCCAUCACAGGGUUGAAGAUUAAUGCUGAAAUGCUGAGAAUUGAUGCUGAAGCUUCUGAUUUGAGAAAGAAACUCGAAAAGAUGAAUGCCUCUCAAAUUCCACAGGAGAGUGAAGACAAGGAACAUAAAGAGACUCCUUUAACAAUAGAGGCUUUCAAAGAAACACUUGCAAAGAUUCGUCUUUGCUCCAGAUUAGAAGGUCUUCUAAUUAGAAAGAGACAACUAAGCAAUGGUGACUCACCAGAUAUACAUGCUCAGAAAGUCGACAAGCUCAGGGUGUUAUUAGAAUCUUUAGCAAAUUCAACUUCCAAAGCCGAGAAACGAAUAUCAGAGAACAGACUUCAGAAAGAGGAAGCACUAAAAGCUCGUGUGGUGAAAGCAAAUGAAACCGGUGAAAAGGAAAAGGAGUUGGGUGCCGAAAUUGCACAGCUUGAGAAACAAAGAGAUGAGCUGGAAGCCGAUCUGAAGAGGGUAAAUCUAUCGUUAGCUGCUGCUCAAGCUCGGUUUCGUAAUGCGACAGAGGAGAGGGAUCAAUUUGGUGAAGCCAACAAUCAGAUAAUCGCUCACCUGAAAACGAAGGAUGAUGACCUGUCCAAAUCAGUUGUAGCUUGUAAGAAAGAAGCAGAAGUUAUCAAGACGUGGAUUAAUUUUCUUGAGGAUACAUGGCUUCUUCAGUGCUCACAUAUCGAAACGAAGGAUAAGCAGACUUUGGACGAAUUGGAGAAGCAUGAAGAUUACUUCUCGGAUGUGGCCUUGAAUAUACUCUCUGUGUACAAGAAGGAGGUGGCACCUUUAAUAAGUCGUAUAGAAAAUUAUGUGGAAAAUCUGAAGAAUCUGGGUCCUGGGUCGGAGAAGCCACCAAAUGCAGAUCAGGGAGACAAUCAGGUAUCAAACCCGAGGAAAAUUCUGGAGGAGGAGUAUAUAGACUAUGAGACCAAGAUCAUUACCACAUUCAGCAUUGUGGACAACGUGAAAGAGCAAUUCCAGGUUCUCCAAAGCAAACUGGAUAAAAAGGACGACCGGCGUGUGAAAGAGCUGUUUGAUGACAUGGAGAAAAUGAGGCAGCAAUUUGAAUCCAUAGCGAGGCCAACGUUAGAGAUAGAGAUUCCAUCACCUAGAAGCAGUGUUACGUCCCCUAAAAGCAGUGCUACAUCACCCAAAUCUCCCAAGCCUAGCAGUAGUAGCAUGAAUGCUUCAACUGAAUCUACUCAGACCCAAAAGCCAGAGCUGAGCAAUUCUCCUCAGGCACCCAAUCCUGCAGCUGGUUCCAGUCAAGAGUUUAACCCUGAAGCCGAACUAGCCGAGCUGGAAUCUGAAUUUGGUAAGGUGGCUCGUGAUUACUCUGCAGAUGAGGUUGAUGGAUGGGAAUUCGAUGAACUGGAGAAAGAACUGCAGUAGUAUGAUCCAUCACACGCCUGCCUCACAUACACUGAUAUGUUUUUCAUUUACUUUCUUUGUUUGACCAUAACUCCGAAGUUCCUUUGUUAAUCUGUUUGGUAAUUUAUGGUAACUGCCUGUUGACUUUUGUAUGUCUACUUUUUUUUUUUUUUGCUCAUAAGUGUUGUCUCUUAUUUAAACCAAAGAUUGUAAAGAUUACAAAAGAGUGGAAACCUCCGCUUUCAGUCUCCAGACAAAAACAAAAUAAAGAUAAAAGUCCAACUAAAUUAAAGCCCAGUUGAAGCAAGAAACCCUUUUAGGAAGUAAUUGAUGUAGUCCACCGCCGAUUUGGUUAGUCAUUGCAGGGAACUCCAAAACCACCAGGAACCACCAAGACUUCAAGCUUGUCCGAUGGAGCAACACAAAAUUCAGAGAAUCCCAUCAAUCUUCUUCAUCUUCGAAUUCGCAAAGGAAAAUCUCCCCUGGGUAGUCAUAUCAUCAUCUUCAAACGACAUCAGCGUAGAACUUAAGCCAAUGAAACUUCCAUGAACACCUAAAAGUAAAAUAAAAACACUCGUUUCCAAAAACCAAUAUGACAAUUGACUCAAUUGCAUAAAACCCAACUCAAAGGCAUUAGAGAAAACCCCAAUCCACAACUCUAAUUUGUUCUUAUAUAAUUGAAAUCGAUAAGCUUGAAAAACAAAUUGAGCCCUUUAAACAAAGGAGGUUCAAGGAAUUGAGCCCUCUAAGAGUUAGAACACAAAGGAGCAAAAUCAAACUGGAUCUAUAGAAAACGAGAACAUAAAACAAAACCGAAAAAGAAAUCCGGCCAAAAGCUAGCCUAAACCGCCGGAGACGGACGACGGAGAAGCUAGACAAGAGCCAACCACCGUUGGUAGAGGAACCAACCGAUGGAGGACGGCGACACCGGACAAUUCUGCUAAAGGAGCCAGAAGAUUCCGGGAAAGUAACCGACCAACCACAUCACAAGAGGCAUAUGGAUGUCGGGCUGAAGCCUGUCAAGCGGACUGGACCGGCCCGCUAGACUCACACAUCACAGUGGGUUUAAUAAUGUUUUACUGUUAAUGAAUGGGCCUCUCAAGACAAUGUGCUAAUCCAUUCCUUGCUAGUUUUUGCUCAACUUUUAGCAUGUAGUGUUUAACGUUUUCCUUGUGUAUGCGUAUCUAAAUUGGAACUUAUGUGACCAUCAAGACAGUUUGGAAUUUCAUCAAAG